Messenger RNA from Symbiodinium necroappetens, 477 nucleotides. NCBI's taxonomy places the organism in Eukaryota, Dinophyceae, Suessiales, Symbiodiniaceae. The record is from the annotation of a GenBank genome assembly.
AUGCCUGCUGCUGCGUUGCCACUUCGGCACCCACCAAGCUGUUGGCCCAACUGCGGGGGAAGCCUUCUGGGCUUGCACCCCUCUUUCGAUCGUCAGCAGCGCUUGUGGGAGCGUGGGAUGAUGCGGUUCGUUGGUCGUCGUCAGAGCUCGGGCCUAGACUUUCGCGACCUGCGCUGUUCUUUCGGCACCUAUGCCUUGGACGUCGAGUUUGCAAGUUUGGAGGACAGAGGGAGGCAGGAGGAAGACAUGUUGGGCAUCGAGGGGGCGACCACGGAUGCUCGGCCAAGCUACAAGAUGUCCAGAUACAAGGAACGACCUCUACAGCAGAGUAGAAGUAUGUCAAGCAAUGUAGCCAGCAUGCUGUCCAAGCAUUAUAUACCCCUGGUUCGCAGCGCAGAGAAACUCUUCCGCCGCCGGCAGCAAAGCACUGUUCAUGUUGCCAGCCGUCUAAUCAAGAAGCUUCGCAAGACAUCUUAA